AGACCUGUAUAUUGCUCUCGAGUCUUGGCUCGCAAUCAACAGUCACAAAGGCUGUAUCCAGUAUCUAGUCGCAGCGGUGCCCUGCUCCAUUGCUUUGGUUCCCGCUUCCUCUAUUUUUCAACUCUGCUGAUAUACGUGAGAGCUUGCAAUGGAAGCUGACACUUCGUCAUACAAGAUUAUACUGGGCUCAUCUUCUAUUGCACGCCGGAAGAUAUUAGCUGAAAUGGGUUACCGAUUCACGACAAUGACUGCAGAUAUUGAUGAGAAAAGCAUCCGAAAGGAAACUCCAGAAGAGUUGGUCAUGGCUUUAGCUGAAGCCAAGGCUGAUGCCAUCAUCUCAAAACUCCAAACAACCAAUAGUCAAGAGGCUGUUGAUGAAUCAACAAUUUUAAUUGCAGCAGACACAGCAGAAGCUAUUUUAAAGAGGCUCCCCGUUGAUGAUCACAUAAAGGAUGCUGAGCCGACAUUAUUAAUUACUUCUGAUCAAGUGGUGGUCUAUGAAGGCGUGAUAAGGGAAAAGCCAUCGAACAAAGAUGAAGCUCGGCAAUUCUUGAAAGAUUAUUCUGGAAAGUGUGCAGCAACUGUGGGAUCUGUACUAGUUACAAACCUCAAAACAGGGUUCAGAAAAGGAGGAUGGGAUCGUGUGGAGAUCUAUUUCAAUGAAAUACCAGACGAGAUCAUCGAGCAGCUGAUUGACGAGGGAGUUACACUCAACGUUGCUGGGGGUCUUAUAAUUGAGCAUCCUUUAAUAUUGCCAUUGGUCAAAGAAGUGGUUGGGACAACUGAUAGUGUGAUGGGACUUCCUAAAGCUCUGACUGAAAAUCUCUUAAAGCAGGCUCUGUAGCCGUUGCUGCCCUUUCCCCUUGGCAGACUUGUUUAUUAACAUGCUAUGAAUCCACAUACCGCAUUUUCUAAGAACACAAUUUUUUUUGACUGAAGGAAGUGUGUGUCAUUAAUGGCCUGAGGACGCUAUAUUCUGCCGGAACGAAUUGGCAGUUAUUUCUGGGCUUGCUUCAUUCCUAUUUUUAUUUAUAUUAUAAUUUUAAAAUAUUC
Molecule: messenger RNA, 1053 nt
Organism: Prosopis cineraria
Lineage: Eukaryota; Viridiplantae; Streptophyta; Magnoliopsida; Fabales; Fabaceae
Exons: 10
Coding region: 149-844 (231 amino acids)
Molecular function (GO): nucleoside triphosphate diphosphatase activity
Source: RefSeq, a predicted model, not a curated record